AUGCCAGAUUCCACGGUGGAAGAGCUCUGGGAUCUUCCCAAAGAUUAUGCCCCUCCCACGGAAAUGGUCCACGAAAAUGCACGUGAGAUGGCAGCUAUCAAGGGUGUCAGCUGGGACCACCGUAUCGAAUACAUCAAGGUCUACGCUGAGCUUGCGAUUUUUGUUGACGAGCUCAACUGCUACAUAUACACCAAUCCAUUUUUGCGUGACGACCACCUCCUCCGAACGGGGUAUCGAUCCUGGGCUGCCAACCCCGAGCUCUACCGGCGCCAGGGGUUGGGAGUCAAGGACUGCAUUAGCCAACAGGACAGCCUCUUCCGGCUGCAGGCCACCCAGACCCACCCAGAGUUCUUAGAUAAGCUCAAGGGAAACUUUGACACACUCAUUUCGCAAUCCAUCCACUCGGGGCUUGAGGUCCUGUGGACGCUCCUCCGAGACCUCCAAGACCGGUUCUUGAUGGACCACCGGGCAGACGUGUACGCGCAGUACAUAGAGAUCAAGGGUGUGCAUGAGGUUGUGAAGGAGGUUGUGAAAUGCAUUCUGGCGAUCAGGAUCGCCACAGUGGCCACCCGGAGUGGUGCAAAAACAUAUCGAGGCCGGUCGCUUGACGUAACAUUCCAUGAAAACACCGAGAGCCUCAAAAAGAGCCUCAGGCUCUUGCGCAUGCUCGUGGACACGGAUGUGUAUUACUGCUCUGAUUACUUUGUGCCCGACUCUAACGUCUACCAGAUAACCCAUGUGGUGGCCAAGACGUAUAGCCUGGUACCAGAGGCAACGGCGCUCAUGCUAAUCCUCCACGAGGGCAUCAUCGAACCGGUGUGGCCGCUUGUGCUAUUCUUCAUUCCCAAGAUUCGCUACUUUCGGGUGAAAUUAUGGACAGACGGGCAGGCACCACCUGACUAUGAGAAGAUUUUGACCCAUAGGGCAGUCCUGGGACGCGUAUGGGACAUCUACGAUGCGAAGAGAAAGUACGAACGCGUGCGAAAGUUUCCGGUGGAUGAGAUAACAGCCGUAAACAACACCUGGGAGUUUUUCAUGUGUUUACACGACUUUCUCAAGCAUUUGGCCGAAUUUAUUGAGGUAUUUGCCCUCGAUUACCGCGAAAAAUUGCUCCUGAUGACGGAUACAGAGAGCGCGGACUACCGGUGGACAGACGAUGUUUCCGUCGAGGCGUUUGACUAUGCAGUAGCCUUUGGCUACAAGUGGAUGCUCAGCUACUGCCAGGAAGUUUCCGAAACGUGUAUUGCGGUUCAGGGUAACUGCUUACUCACAGAACUGGUGAUUUCCCCCUCGAAAUACCUUACUGCUUCGUUCAACGACCAGCAGAAAGAGCUUGUCAUGCCCAAAUUCUUUCCUCAGGUCUUGUUGGAGAAAUAUCCCAGGGUUCUACCAGGUUUAAAGCGCUCCAGGGGACAACUACGGGAAUCUUUUGGUGACACGGAAAAGUUCUUGGGAAUGUUGCAACCGCUAGUCUCGGGUAUGGCAGUGGUCAACAAGGUACAGUUGGUGAGGCCAUUAUAA
Messenger RNA from Babjeviella inositovora NRRL Y-12698, 1521 nucleotides. RefSeq lists its product as uncharacterized. Bases 1 to 1521 code for a protein of 506 amino acids. The record is from RefSeq and is a predicted model, not a curated record. NCBI's taxonomy places the organism in Eukaryota, Fungi, Ascomycota, Pichiomycetes, Serinales. The transcript has a single exon.